AUGGACUCCAUAGCUAGCUGGGUUGAACAGAAUGUUGGUCAGAUAAAUUCCAAAUUACGACUCGAUCCCGUCAAUGAGAUUCACCUACCUUCGUUCGUCUUGGGAUGCUCGGUAAUGAUUUCAGUUUCAUUGCUGGGGCCAUUCAUAAGAAUGUUUAUUGGAGGCAUACUGUUGACUAUAAUAACGCUGAUUAAGUAUCUUGUCAUCAUAGGCGGGAUCACCGCAUGUGUAUUGGUCCUGACCACGAAGAACAAGAAUGGCGAUAUGAUGAAGAAGAAGCCAGCAGAAGAACAUCCAGAACUUGUCCAGACACUUAAGAAAUCUCAGCAAGAUCGAGAAAACGGGAAACCAGAAGGGAAAGUCGAGCUGGCCAAAGAUGAUUUCGAAUCAAUUAAGUACUACGAUAUACCCAAGGUUCAAUUAGAGGUUACGAGAGCACCCGCAGAGAAUGCAUACGACAGGUUUGUAAACAUGGCGGGGUUCAAAGACGGUCAACAACUAGAAUCUCGAGGUUAA
Torulaspora globosa is the source of this 516-nucleotide messenger RNA. RefSeq lists its product as uncharacterized. Lineage: Eukaryota; Fungi; Ascomycota; Saccharomycetes; Saccharomycetales; Saccharomycetaceae. The coding region runs from base 1 to 516 and encodes 171 amino acids. The record is from RefSeq and is a predicted model, not a curated record. The transcript has a single exon.